Molecule: messenger RNA, 789 nt
Organism: Papaver somniferum (opium poppy)
Lineage: Eukaryota; Viridiplantae; Streptophyta; Magnoliopsida; Ranunculales; Papaveraceae
Product: tobamovirus multiplication protein 2B-like
Exons: 5
Coding region: 146-598 (150 amino acids)
Source: RefSeq, a predicted model, not a curated record
AAUAAUUUUUAGGAUUGUUAGAUAUCUAUUUAAAUCCUAAUCCAAUAGACCCUGUCAGUUUCUCCAGCUCUUCUUCUUCUUCACAUUGGAUGUUCCAGUCUCUCUCUGUUUCUGGUUCUAUUUCAAUACAGUAAAAAAACAACCGAUGGCAUCGCCAUUAUUGCGAUCAUCAUCAACAUCAUCACUACCUUCAGCUUCUUCAAGUAGAAUCAGGGUUUCUUCUUCAACAACAAGAGAAGGUACAGCCAAAGCAACAGUAACCGAUCAUAUAUCUCAAGCUGUUCAAUCUACUUCUAAUCUCUUACAACUCAUGCAACAAUCUUCUCCUUCUCAGGCUCAUUUGUUAAAGCUUCCGAAAAAUUUAUUGGUAAAAACAGCUACAAUUAAGAAUACAGCACAAGUAUUAGAACAAAUGCCUCGAGUCAUUUCAGCGUUGGAUGCCCAUAUGGAAAGUGGACUACAGAGCGUUCCUCAUUUGAAGACUGUGACACAGUUACUAUCAACCAUGGAAAGCACACAGCUUCAGCACUCCCUUCGUGUUCAUCAGCCUCAAGAGGUAGCUGGUGAAGCCGAUAAACUUCCAGAACCACAUAGCUGAGUACUGAGUAGAGUUUGACAAAAGUUGUCCUCACAUGCCCUCGACUCUGGUAUUAAUGGCAACCGCACGAUGAAACUUAGCUUAUAUAAAGACAACUCUCUUUAUUGAUGUUUAGAAAAUCUCUCAAAACUAAACACAAGCUCUAAUCUUGCUCAUAUGAUCAACCACAACUUUGGUGAUCAUAUAUAUAU